Molecule: messenger RNA, 4512 nt
Organism: Phycodurus eques (leafy seadragon)
Lineage: Eukaryota; Metazoa; Chordata; Actinopteri; Syngnathiformes; Syngnathidae
Gene: corin
Product: corin, serine peptidase
Exons: 24
Coding region: 38-3178 (1046 amino acids)
Biological process (GO): proteolysis; acrosome reaction
Cellular component (GO): plasma membrane
Molecular function (GO): serine-type endopeptidase activity; protein binding
Source: RefSeq, a predicted model, not a curated record
AGUUGGCGCGUUCCGGCGGAGGCGGCAGAGGAAGGUCAUGCGCUCGUGGCCGCUUGUCACCUUCAGCGCAGGAACGGACACGGUGACCGGCGGAGUAACUGAAAGCGGGAUGGGCGAGGAGGUGUGUCCUCACAAGCCACAGACACCUGGUCGCCUCCGUCUCGUUUACGUCCUACUUCCUGUCGCCAGCCUGCUGGGCGGCGUCAUCCUCGUGCUCGCACUUACCGGUGUGAUUGGCGGCCGUGUCUCGGACUCCAGCCCCCUCCCUUCCCCCGAGCCGAUGGCUGACAGGGAAGCUGGUUACCGUGGCAACAGUACAAGCCCCUCCCCCCUGGCAGAUGCAUCUCAAGCCCCGCCCAUUCUGCCAAUCUCGACGGCCGCCGAAUUGCUGACAUCCGUCACCUCGCUGAGCUCCACCUGGCUGGCCACCGCUGCGCCGGACGCAGGCGGUUGUCAGCCACUGGCGGAGCCUCAGUGUCACAUGUUGCCAUACAACCAAACAUGGCUGUCCUCUGCCGCCGCCGUGGUGAAGAGUUCCGAGGUGGACAUGUUGCUAAGGUUCUUCAGCUACCUGAGCAGACUGUCCUGCUACAAACACAUCAUGCUGUUCGGCUGCUCUCUGGCCCUGCCGCAGUGUUUCCAUGACAACAACGCUCAGCACAGGUGGGUGUUGUUGCCGUGCGCGUCCUUCUGUGAGGCAGCAAGGGAAGGUUGCGAGCCCGUUCUGCAGAUGUUCAACGCCUCCUGGCCCGACUUCCUGCGCUGCUCCCAGUUUAGCCACGCCACUUCCUCCUCCUCCUCCUUGACCUCCGCAACACCCCCCGCCUGCUACACACCCCGACAGGCUGUGGGCAAACCCUCGGCGUGCGGCGAGAAGGAUGACUUCCUGUGCGCCACAGGGAUUUGUGUCCCUCAGAAGCUGGUGUGCAAUGGCCACAACGACUGCGACGACUGGAGCGACGAGGCGCACUGCGUGUGUUCAGACACGGAGUUCCGCUGCUCGACGGGCCGCUGCCUGGCGCCGCUUCUGCUGUGCGACGGCUACGACGACUGCGGAGACCUUAGCGACGAACUCGACUGUGUUUGCGAUACGUCGCGGGACCAUCGCUGUGGCGACGGCCGCUGCGUCUCCAGGGAUUGGCUCUGUGACGGCGACCACGAUUGUCUGGACAAAAGCGACGAGCUCAACUGCUCAUGUCAGAGCCAGGGUCUUUGGGAAUGCCGUAACGGCCAGUGUAUUCCUCCAGCGUUCCGUUGUGACGGCGAAGACGACUGCAAAGAUGGCAGCGACGAAGAGCCUUGCAUGCGCGAUCACACUCACACCGUAUGCCCCACGGCUCAGCCCGGCUGCACAACCACUUCCUGUGAUGCGCGGCACAACAAUUGCUCCAGCUGUGAGCCAAUCAGCUUGGAGCUGUGUAUGAACCUGCCCUACAACCACACGCGCUUCCCCAACUUCCUGGGUCACGUGUCGCAGCGGGAGAGCUCCGUAUCGUGGGAGUCGUCGCUGUUCCCGGCGCUGGUGCAGACGGGCUGCUACCAGUACCUCAUGUUCUACGCUUGCACACUACUCGUACCCAAGUGUGACCCGCUCAGCCUGAGCACCGUACCACCUUGCAGGUCUCUGUGUCGCACAGCCAAGGAGAAAUGCGAGUCGGUGCUUGGCAUCGUGGGAUUGCAGUGGCCAGACGACUCGGACUGCGCUCAGUUUCCUGAAGAGGGCAGCGGCUCGGCGUGCCUCCUGCCCGAGGCCGGCGUGGACGAGUGCUCCCCCAGUCACUUCAAGUGUCGCUCCGGACGUUGCGUCCUGGCCAGCAAGCGCUGCGAUGGCCUCGCCGACUGCGAUGACCGCAGCGACGAAGACCGCUGUGGCUGCACCGAGCGCGCUCUGUGGGAAUGUCCUGGCAGUGGCGUUUGUAUCAAGACCAGCAUGAUCUGUGACGGAUUCCCAGACUGCCCCCUGCUGGCCGAUGAGGUCAACUGCUCGGCAUGUGGAGAUAACGAGUUGGCGUGCAACAAUCACGAGUGCGUGCACAGGACACUGUGGUGUGAUGGGAAGAAACACUGCACCGACGCCUCCGACGAGUGGGACUGUGUGUCUCUGAGCCAGUCGUCAGGUUCCAUUGUGACUGUGUUGAGGACAGCCGACAGCUAUCACGUGUGCGCAGACGAGUGGAACCAGCAGCUCAGCAAACUGACCUGUGACCAGUUGGGACUAGGGGUUCCCGCCUCCGUUUCCAUGGUACCCGAGCAUGGAGGUCCUCCAGGUCGCCGUCGCUGGUUACACGUUCAUCCCGAGUGGAAGGAGAGGAAAGGCUUGUCUCUACAGGCGCGCCUCGAGAAGAGGAGUCACUCAUGUCAUUCCGGCAGGCGAGUGUGUCUUGUCUGCGUCAGAGACGAAUGCGGCCUGCGCCCGGCGGUGGGUGCGCAGCCCUCCAGGGAAAAGAGGAUUCUGGGAGGCCGCGUGGCACGGCGGGGGGCGUGGCCUUGGCAGUGCUCCCUGCAGAGCGGUCAGAGCGGUCACGUGUGCGGCUGCGUCCUCAUCGGCAGAAAGUGGGCUUUGACCGUUGCGCACUGCUUCGAGGGGAGAGAGAAGGCCCACCUGUGGAAAGUCCUCGUGGGUCUCAACAACUUGGACCAUCCGGGCGUGCACAGUCAAAGGCACGGCGUGCGGGCCAUCACAGUCCACCCGCGCUACAACCGUGCCGUGGUGGACUAUGACAUCAGCGUGGUGGAGUUGGACUCAGAGGUGGACGAGACAGAAUGGGUCCGGCCCGUGUGUCUUCCCAGACCCAAUGAGAUUCCCACUCCGGGCUCAUACUGCUACAUCACAGGAUGGGGUCACAUGGGCAACAGGAUGCCCUUCAAGCUGCAGGAAGGACAGGUUCGGAUCAUCUCCAUGCCCCAGUGCCAGUCCUACUUCGACAUGAAGACCAUAACUCCCAGGAUGCUUUGUGCUGGUUAUGAGGCUGGGACCGUCGACUCCUGCAUGGGCGACAGCGGUGGUCCGCUGGUGUGUGAGGAAUCGUCGGGGGGCCGCUGGACGCUGUUCGGCCUGACGUCCUGGGGCAGCGUUUGCUUUAGCAAAGUGCUGGGACCCGGCGUGUACAGCAACGUCAGCCACUUCACGCCGUGGAUACGCCGGCAGAUCUUCAUGCGCACGUACCUGCCUGAAUGAUACGUGCCUCGCUUCCUGUUUGUGGAAGUGACGCUGCAGCGCACACACUGAGUCGACAGCGUUAGCCUCGAUGCUAGCCGCUGGAACAAUAACAUGACAUAAGAUAACACAUUAGCCCCUUUGAGCAUUUAUUUGACAUCCUUGAUAUUCAGGUUAGGGUCCAUGUACGAGUGCGCUCUAGUCAAGUAGAACGACGAGGGCACACUAGUAGAAUGACAGUGUAUUACCAGAAAUGUUUUUUUCCCCCCCAACUAGUGCCACUUUUGGCCUGCUAGUACAACCUUAAGCUAGGAUAUUAAGCACAUUGAAUACUUAUUGACUUGAUAUCCAGCUUUAGGUUCAUGAACUAGUACGUUUUUGUCCUCACUAGUAAGGCAAUUCAGUGUACUAGUGGAACAACUUGGCCGCACUGGUAAAGCAACUGUGUAAUAUGAGUAAGGUUUUUCCCACUAAAAUUGGCACGAGUUCAACCUUAAAAUGUAUAUCAAGGAUCUCGAAUAAAUGCUUAAACAGCUUUCCACAUGCUACUAGUAUGCAAUUGCACACUACUAGUGCGUAAAUAGUUGGACUUUUCUGUUAAAUGUCUGAUAUUUCUGCCAUCUGCGAACUACUAGGACAACCACGUUAGUUGUGAGGCAAAACUUUACUAGUUGACAACUGUGUGCUCCUAAUAAUACUAGUGACAUUAUUAAAUUCUAUUAGUUAACAUCUAGUGCUUCACUAGUAGUGCCAGUAGCACGUAGUUGUCAACUGGUGCACAAUUUUGCCUCACGAGUAAUGUAGUUGUCCUUACGAGCGUGCAGAAUUGUCAUACAGUAGGCUACUGGUAAGACAGUCGUUCUAUGAGUGCACCCUCGUCGUUCAACUUAACUAGACCGUACUAGUAGAUAGACCUUAAGCUGGUUAUCAACUAUACGAAUUUAAUGCUGAAACAGCUUUCCAUAGCCCGCAGCUGCCGACAAGUAGAGGUUAGCGCCGUGGAAUGUUGGUGAUUAUUCCUGUGUUUCGUAAAUAUUGUUGCUAGCUCAACUAGCCUAGCGCUGGCUGAAAGAAGCCCACAGUGAGACGAUUCCCUCUGACGGGAAUUCUGUGACUUGAUGUUUGCUUCAUUCCUUUGCAUCCACAUUCCCGCUAGUCGUCAUUUGGAAGAUUUGCUUUUUUUUCCAAGAAUAUUUUUCUACACUUUUUUGGUACAUCACGUGUGUGUGUGUGUGUCUAUGGGGGCAGAGGUCCUCCUGGGAUGUCACUUCCUGCUUUCACAUUCUGGAGAGCCAUGUUAGAAUGGAAGUGAAUUUUUGUUUUUGUUUAAUAACAAUAAAGCUACACACACCUGC